This is a messenger RNA of Clupea harengus (Atlantic herring), 2149 nucleotides long. RefSeq lists its product as uncharacterized. Lineage: Eukaryota; Metazoa; Chordata; Actinopteri; Clupeiformes; Clupeidae. Bases 74 to 1942 code for a protein of 622 amino acids. The transcript has 9 exons. The record is from RefSeq and is a predicted model, not a curated record.
UAAAACAUUUGCCAGAGGGCAUCAAAGCCGUUAUUGCAAAGCUCAGAUAUACUCUGAAUAGCUAGCUAGCAGCAUGCAGCAAACGAAGCAGCAAACAAAGUCCUCAAGAUGCGCUGUGGUCGGCUGCACAGAUCCUCACAGAUCUAUACAUCAUGUUCCAGCCUCAGAAGAGACAAGAGCGAAAUGGAUUGAUUUCAUUUUUGAAGGCAAUGUCCCGGAAAGAAUUGGCAAAAUUCUGUUUGUGUGCGCAAACCAUUUUGAAUUGGACUGUUUUGUCAACCUGGGUCAAUAUAACGCUGGACUCGCAACAAGAUUGACCUUGCAAGCGGGUUCAGUACCAUCUAUCCGUCGCAUUUCAGACGAGGGAAAUGCAAGCACAUCUGGACAGUGUGCUAGGGUACAUCAUGUAGCCUGCCAAACGGAUCGACCAAAGAUGUGCACAGUUGGCACGCAGCUUUCUGUGAAAACACUGCGACCUCACUACAAAAGUACAGGCACACAGAAAACUGUGCCCUGCACUGAUGUCGGUGUUGGAACCUCAGCUGUGGCCUUCAAAGCAUCACAGCCAUUCCUAACGUCGACACCAGUAAAGAGGCCAAGUAAGAGACCUCGCUUGGAGGAGGAAGAGGACAACCCUUUUGAGGGAAGUUCAAGUAUGGAUUUCGGAGAACCACAGGAUUCUAGCUAUGAUCCCGAUGACUCGGUCACAGUCUUGACUGAAUCAGCAGAUGAGACAAUGGAAUCUUCCAACCCUGUUCAUAAGACACCUACAUAUAUUGUCUAUGAAAACUGCCUCCUGGAGCUGUUUGAGGUGUGCCCUGUGUGUCGGCGGGUGACAGAUGUGCAAACAAGAAGGGUUGGGACAUUCCUCUCUGUAGAACAGAAGUGCCCACACUGUCAGUUCUACAGAAAAUGGAAUAGUCAGCCUCUUCUUGGUAGCACUCCUGUUGGGAACAUCCAACUGUCAGCUGCAGUGUAUGCCACUGGUGCAUCUUUCUUCAAACUGGAGAAGAGCAAUGAAGUCGGAGGGAGUUACCACAUGGAGAAAGAGGGUCUGAAAAGGAGCCUCGCUCUCUUGGAGGCACGAGGUGUGACAUUGGAUAGCAUUGUCACAGACCGCCACCCUCAAAUCCAGAAAUUCCUGAGGGAGGCCAACAUCACACACUACUACGAUGUUUGGCACAUGGAAAAAGGACUGUCGAAGAAACUUGUCAAGAUUGCCCAGAACAAAGAUUGUGAGAAACUGAAGAAGUGGCUCCCCAGCAUAAAAAAACACAUCUACUGGACAGCCGCUACAUCAACAUCAGGGCCAGAGAGAGUGGCAAAGUGGACCUCCCUACUUAACCAUGUCCAAGACAUCCACUCCCAUGAUGACCCUGUUUUCCCCCAGUGUUUGCAUCCGCUACGCAUUUCAAGGGACAAGAGCAAAUGGUUGACGGCAGGGACACCAGCCUUCAGCAGAUUAGAGAAGGUGUUGACCAACAAGAGGGUUCUGAAAGAUGUGGGGAAGCUGAGCCCUCACUACCAGACCUCGUCGUUGGAGUCUUUCCACAGCGUCAUUCUGCGUUUUGCGCCCAAAAACGUAGUCUUUCCUUUUCUUGGAAUGUUAUGCAGACUCUACCUGGCAGUCCUGCAUUUCAAUGAAAAUGCUGGGCGUCCCCAAGCAACAAGUUCAGCUGGUGAGCCGCUAUUUAAAGUGAACUUCCCAAAAUACAAGAAGGGCGAGUGCACUGCAAAGCCGGUGAAAGCAGAGCCAACCUUCCAGUACGUGGAUAACCUGUUGGACCUCAUCUUUCACGAGGUUUUUCAGGACCCGGCACCAUAUGUGAAUGAGGUGCUGAAGAUCCCAAUACCCGCGGAUCUCUCUGCCCAGUUUGAGAAACCUGACAAGCGCGAAGUUGUAGCCAGCUAUGUGUCAAGGUUCAAUCGAGGGCAGGUCUGAACCCCGUAUACCUUCCUUGAGCAUCAGGGAACACUCUUCUUAUCUGGAGCACAACGCAGGACGGCAGGACCACCCUGAUUCUCCGGCCCAGAUAGCCCCAACACCAGCUAACAAAGCUUCUGUACGCCAAAUACCUGUAACGUCUAAGCAAAGUUUACAUUGUAUAAGAGAAUAAAAGGUGAUACACAUAUAUAAAGUAUUCCUUUG